Mesorhabditis spiculigera is the source of this 1623-nucleotide messenger RNA. The record is from the annotation of a GenBank genome assembly. Lineage: Eukaryota; Metazoa; Nematoda; Chromadorea; Rhabditida; Rhabditidae.
AUGUCGAACGAAGAGAGCCAAUCCCUCCUCUCCGAGCGCUCCGAGUACGGCGGGCUGAACAGCGUCGGCGAGUCGGCGCUGGAAUCUGUGCUGCUGAAGGAGUGUUCCGGGGUGACGAAACCUGGGCAGUUGAUGGCACUCAUGGGAGCUAGUGGCGCCGGCAAGACGACACUGCUCAACACGCUGCUGGGGAGGAACCUGAAGGGGCUCGACGUCAAGGGAAGGGUGCUGGUGAAUGGGCAUGAGAUCGGCGCCGGAAUCACAGCCGUCUCCGGCUACGCCCAGCAGGAAGAACUGUUCGUCGGAACCCUGACCGUACGAGAAUACCUAAACGUUCAGGCCCGACUUCGCGUCGACGGCUCCCGAGAAAAGCGCAUCAAGCGCGUCAACGUCGUGCUCCGCCAGCUUGGCCUCUUCAAGUGCCAGCACACCCCCAUCGGGGUCAUCGGGUUCAAGAAGGGCAUCUCGGGUGGAGAAGCCCGUCGCCUGACCUUCGCCUGCGAGCUCCUCUCCAACCCUCCAAUCAUGUUCUGCGACGAGCCCACCACCGGUCUUGACUCGUUCAUGGCCGAGUCGGUUGUCUCCGUCCUCUCCAACCUGGCCCACAGCGGUCGCACCAUCAUCUGCACCAUCCAUCAGCCUGCCUCCCAGCUCCCCGCCAUGUUCGACCUGGUCAUGUUCCUCGCCUGCGGCAAGGCGGCGUACUUUGGCAACCCGACCGAGUCGAUGCGCUUCUUCGAGAGGCCAGCCCCCGUGCCCGAUACCAAUUUGCUUCAGCCCGCAGAUAUGAUCAUCCACACGCUGGCCAUGGUGCCGGGUGAUGAGGUCCCACCCGGCCGUCACCAAGUCAGCCACUGGGCCCAGUUCUCCGCCCUGUCCACCCGGGCGUUCAUCGAUAAUUGGCGGAACCCGUCCCUCGCCAAGGCCAAGAUUGUCAGAAGACGAUCAUGCCGUUCGGGGUCGACAUCAACGGCGCCCUCUUCACCUGGUCUGCGAGCUGACCUACUCGACGCUGUUCGGCAUUCUGACCUUCUUGCCCAACGACUAUCCCUGGUCGUCAGGGAAUACCAUGACGGGCUGUACAGUGUCGGUGCGUACUACUUCUCGCGCUCCAUCUCCUACGUGCCGCUCUUCACCCUCGACGGCGUCCUGAUGAUGACGAUUGCCUACUGGAUGAUUGGGCUGAACGCGACGGUGGCGCAGUUUCUGCGCUGUAUUGGCCUCUCCAUCCUCAUCGAGCAGUCGGCUUCUGCAUUCGGCGUGAUGCUCUCCACGGUGUCGCCGUCUUAUCCGGUCGCUGUGUCAUUGGCUGGUCCUCUCCUCACGCUCCUAUCGUUGACGGGUGGCCUCUACGCAAACGUCGGCCAGAUGCCCAUCUACAUCAGCUGGAUCCAAUACGUGUCCUGGUUCCGGUACGGCUUCGAAUCGCUGACGAUCAACCAGUGGGACCGGGUCGACGAAUCGGGCGUCCAUUGGAAUGCUACGAAGCAAGCCGACACGCUUGACAAGCUCUCCUUCAACUCGUACAUGAUGGGCUGGGACGCGCUAGCCAUGAUCGGCUUCAUCGUCGUCUUCUACCUGAUCGGCUACAUGGGGCUGCUGAUGCGCGUCCGCAGCGCACGC